AUGGGAAUCACUCUUGCCAAAAGCCUCCUCAUCUCCUACUUUUGCCUUGUCUUGCUAUUUCAUUUCGCCUACACUCCACCGCUACCCGGUCAAGGCGAACCAGAGCCAUUCCACCCGUCUAGAUAUCAAGUUCGGAUCACGAAUCUCAUCCAACGCCCUUCUUUGACAUUCCGUUGCCAGUCAAAGGACGAUGACCUCGGAUACCACACGCUCAAUUUCGGGCAAAACUACCAUUGGGAAUUCAAACUCAAUAUCUGGUCAUCAACUCUCUUCUUCUGCCAUUUCUAUUGGAAUGGCAAACAACAGGUUUUCGAUGUCUUCAACGGCCGUAAAGAUCAUUUUACCGUGAUCGAAUGGGUGGUGAAAGAAGACGGCUUCUAUAAGGUGGCCGGAAAAGCGAAUGGGGAGGACAAGGAUUUAGGGAAGCCUUACUCUUGGAGUUAG
Messenger RNA from Striga hermonthica, 444 nucleotides. Lineage: Eukaryota; Viridiplantae; Streptophyta; Magnoliopsida; Lamiales; Orobanchaceae. The record is from the annotation of a GenBank genome assembly.